CCGGUCGACGCGCCAGUGCACGCGUACGUUUAACUGUUAACUCCAAAAUGGCCGUCGCUGUCAACAAAGGCAUCUUCAUAGUCGCGGCGAAGAGGACCCCGUUCGGAAAAAUGGGGGGUCUGUUGAAAGACAUUCAUCCAUCCGACUUACUAGCAGUCGCCGCUAAGGAGUCUUUCAAGGCCGGAAAUGUUGCUCCUGCUUUGGUCGACACUGUCAACAUUGGACAGGUUUAUUCGCUAAGCGGAACAUCAGACGGUGGUUUAUCACCCCGUCACGCAGCCCUGAAAUCAGGCGUGCCACAAGAAAAACCUGCACUGGGCGUCAACAGAUUGUGUGGAUCAGGAUUCCAAGCUGUCAUUAACAGUGCCCAAGAUAUUUUAACAGGUACGGCUCAGAUUUCCUUAGCAGGUGGCACGGAGAACAUGUCAGCAGUUCCGUUUGUCGUCAGGAACACCCGUUUCGGAGUACCUCUGGGCGUGAAUAUUCCCUUCGAAGAUUCCCUCUCAGCGGGAUCUCUGGACACAUACUGCAACUACACUAUGCCUCAAACUGCUGAAAAUUUGGCUGAGAAAUACGAACUCAAAAGGGGAGAAGUUGAUCAGUUUUCGCUUCAAUCCCAGCAGAGAUGGAAAACAGCGCACGACAGCGGCGUCUUCAAGGCUGAGAUGGCCCCGGUUACAGUCAAAGUGAAAAGGCAAGAAGUACUGGUGGACAGAGACGAGCAUCCUAGACCGGAGACCAACACCGAAUCGCUAAGUAAAUUACCAGCGUUGUUCAGGAAGGGAGGAGUAGUGACGGCUGGAAAUUCCUCGGGCGUAAAUGAUGGUGCCGGUACUGUGAUUCUCGCCAGCGAAGAAGCUGUCAAGCAACACGGUCUGACUCCACUGGUUCGUCUCCUCGGCUGGUCGUUUGUUGGUGUGGACCCCAGCAUUAUGGGUAUAGGACCUGUUCCCGCCAUCAACAAUCUACUAUCCGCCACUGGGCUUAAACUUGGCGAUAUUGACUUGGUAGAGAUUAAUGAAGCGUUCGCCGCUCAGACUCUAGCUUGUAUUAAAGAGCUAAACUUAGACGAAAGUAAAUUAAAUGUGAACGGAGGGGCCAUCGCUAUGGGACAUCCUGUUGGCGCGUCUGGGGCCAGGAUCACAGCUCAUUUAGCUCAUGAGCUCAGACGUCGUGGUUUGAAGAGAGGUAUCGGCUCAGCAUGCAUUGGAGGAGGGCAAGGAAUCGCUUUGCUACUCGAAACUAUAUAACCUAGUCAAUUAGGUUAAGAUUUGUCUGGCAGAGAAGAGCUAUCUAACUUUAGCGAGCUCUGUCAGUGCGAUAUUGAUUGUAUGCAGCCAUGCCCAGCUUGAACUGAUAUGACGAAUUUACAAGCUCGUAUUCAAUGGCGAUUAUAUUUUUGUAUGUGUAAUAAUAAUUUAUAAAUGUA
Messenger RNA from Bombyx mandarina (wild silkworm), 1429 nucleotides. Its product is annotated as 3-ketoacyl-CoA thiolase, mitochondrial. Gene Ontology annotation, molecular function: acetyl-CoA C-acetyltransferase activity. The record is from RefSeq and is a predicted model, not a curated record. Gene Ontology annotation, biological process: fatty acid beta-oxidation. Lineage: Eukaryota; Metazoa; Arthropoda; Insecta; Lepidoptera; Bombycidae. Gene Ontology annotation, cellular component: mitochondrion.